CGGUGCAGCAGCUGGAUAAGAACAUGAGCAAUCUACGGACAUGGCUGUCUCGCAUCGAGGCGGAGCUCACCAAACCCGUGGUGUACGACGUGUGCCACAGCGAAGAGAUCCAGAGGAAACUGGCUGAGCAGCAGGAGCUGCAGUGGGACAUCGAGCAGCACACAGAGAGCGUGGCGUCGGUGCUGACGCUCUGUGACGUCCUGCUGCACGACGCCGACGCCUGCGGCAGCGACGCGGAGAACGACUCCAUCCAGCAGACUACGCGCAGCCUGGACCGGCGCUGGAGGAACAUCUGCGCCACGUCCAUGGAGAGGAGGAUGAGGAUCGAGGAGACCUGGCGUCUCUGGUGUAAGUUCCUGGACGACUUCUGUCGCUUUGAGGACUGGCUGAAGAGCGCUGAGAUCACUGCGGCCAGCCCGGACUCGGCCAACGUGCUCUACACCAGCGCCAAGGAGGAGCUCAAGAAGUUCGAGGCGUUCCAGCGGCAGGUCCACGAGCGCCUGACUCAGCUGGAGCUGGUCAACAAACAGUACCGCCGUCUGGCCCGGGAGAACCGCACCGACGCCGCCAGCAAACUCAAGCUCCUCGUCCAGGAGGGGAACCAGAGGUGGGACAGCCUGCAGAAGAGGGUGGUUUCCGUUCUCCGCAGACUCAAGCACUUCACCUCUCAGAGAGAGGACUUUGAGGGGACUCGGGAGGGGAUCCUGGUCUGGCUCACAGAGAUGGACCUGCAGCUCACCAACGUGGAGCAUUUCUCCGAGAGCGACGUCGAGGACAAGAUGAGGCAACUCAACGGCUUCCAGCAGGAAAUCACUCUGAACACCAACAAGAUCGACGCUCUGAUUGUGUUCGGGGAGAACCUGAUCCAGAAGAGCGCCCCUCUGGACGCCGUGCUGAUGGAGGACGAGCUGGAGGAGCUGCACUCGUACUGCCAGGAGGUGUUCGGCAGGGUGUCCCGCUUCCACCACCGCCUGGUGCACCGCCGCCCGUUCCUGGAGGAGGAGAGGGAUCUAUCAGACCUGGACGACUCCCCCGAUCUGACCAGUGGGACGUCCUGGGAGGAGUCGAGGAAGAAGAAGGAGGAGGAAGAGGAGGAUGUUCCAGCAGGAGGGGCAGCGGGACGGCAGGUCAUGUGUCAGCUCCUCGCCCCCCCCCUGGAGCGGUCGGGCAGAGAGACGCCCGUCAGCGUGGACUCCAUCCCGCUGGAGUGGGACCACACUGUGGACGUGGGAGGGUCUUCAUCACAUGAGGAUGAUGAGGAGGACACCACAUACUUCAGCACCCUGUCAGGGAAGUCAGUGAGCGACCCCCCCAGCUGGCACCAGCCCGUCUCACCUGAAAGGAAACGAGUUCCCAGAGAAAUGAUCCGAGGCCUGAGCGCGUCUCCUUCACACACCUCCAGCACUCCCUUCCACCAGCAGGGCUACGCUAAGCUGAUGUCGGAGUGCAGCGGCAGCAUCAACACGGUGAAGAGAGUGAAGCUGAUCCUGAACGAUGAAGAGGGGCCGGAGGAUCAGGGUCUGACCGUCAGCACGGCCGACAAGCAGACCAGCACAGGUGUGAUCGAGCGCUGGGAGCUGCUUCAGGUACAGAAGCUCAACAACGAGACGGACAUCAAGCAGGACCUGGAGCAGUGGCAGAAGCUGAACUCUGACCUCUGUGAUGUCACUUCCUGGUUGGGCCGGGUGCUGCCAGAGCUAGAGAGGCUGCAGAGGAUCGCACCGGCCACCAGCAUCCGAGACAUUGAAGUGAACAUCCGGAAACUAAAGGAGAUGCAGAAGUCCUUCAACAGCUACAAGUGUCUGAUGAUCUCCACCAACCUGAGCAGCCGCCACUUCCUGUGUGGCGACAGCGCCGAGCUGCAGGAGCUGCAGGAAGCCCUGAGCUCUGCCAACAGCAGCUGGCCUCAGGCCUGCAGCGGGCUGGAGAGCUGGGAGAGGAGGCUGCACGCUGCGCUCAUGCAGUGUCAGGAGUUCCAUGAGACGCUGCACUCCCUGCUGCUGUGGCUCGCUCAGGCGGAGAACAAACUGAACGCUGUGAAUGUCAGCGACACCUCGACGCCACGCUCCGUCCUGCUGGAGCACCAGGACACCCUGACGGCUCUGCAGGAGGAGCUGUGCGGCCGCCAGCGGCAGGUCUCCUCCCUGCAGGAGAUCUCCUCUCAGCUGCUGCUGGAGGACAGCAGAGAGGACAGCGUGGAGGCCAAGGAGAAGGUCCACGUCAUCGGGAACAAGCUGCAGCUGCUGCUCCGACAGGUGGCCGCUCACCUGAGCACGCUGCAGGGCACACUGGAAACCUGCUCCUCCGGCACAGAGAUGGACAGCAUUGCUCUGGGAACGCUGCAGAAGGAGGAGGCUGCAGGUCUACAUGCAGCUAUCGGACCCCCAGCAACUAAAAGCUCCAGGGAGCGGCGGGACUCCCCCCCCCAGCGGCCCUUCCUCCACCGGGUCCUGCGCGCGGCCUUCCCGCUCCACCUGCUCCUCCUGCUGCUGCUGGUCCUGGCCUGCCUGGUGCCCGUCAUCGAGGACAACUACAGCUGCACCCUGUCCAACAACUUCGCCCGCUCCUUCUACCCCAUGCUGCGCUACACCAACGGCCCCCCGCCCACAUGAGCACUGCCACCACGCCCAGAACCUCCCCUAAGAAGACUGAGGGACUCAAUAUGUGACGUGGAAACAGAACAUUGAGCCGUUCAUUGUGUGAAGGUGCAAUUUAAAGACAUUCUACCUGUCACACAAAAAAAAAGCAUCGCCCUUUUUUAAAUCUAAAUCUGAUUGGUGUAUUUAAAUAUAUAUUUAUUGUUCGUGGUGUUCCACAUUUAUAAAAAAAGAAGCCAUAAACUGGUUCGUUUUUAACGUUCUGCCAUUUUUAUAUGUAGAUUUAACGUCCCCACUUACCAUAUUCAACACACGGAGAUAAGUAAGGUCUCUAGAUUUAUUUUAAUAUCUACGCUAUAUUUUCUGAUUUUGUACUUGCAUUGUAAGCCAUGGGAUCUAUAUUGAGGAGUAAAGGUCAGUGAUUACCAAAGCGUACAGAAAGCGAGAAUUACACUAGCCAUUUUCUACCACUGCCGCUAUUUUUACAGUUUUUCAUAGAAGAAGGCAGCCUGUUGUUGACGGCACAUUUUGUACAGAAGAGAAGAAGAUUGAUUAAGAGAUAUUUAAAAAGAUCUGUAAGAUAUUUGUUCUAAAUAAUGCUGGCAGUGACUCCUGCAGACAUGCCUUUCUGUAGCCAACAGCUGGAAGAUCUUGUAUUUGUAAUGGUGUUUAAGGACUACUGUGUAUAAGGGCAAACUACUGAGAAAGAAAACGCAAAAUUAUUGUUUCUGCAUAUUUGAGUUUGAGUGUCUUCCUGUAUUCUAUUUCAAUAAUUUAGCAUGGGACUGUAGUCUAAGCGCUGGUGUAAUAAAAUGACAGAUAUUUUCUUAUGUUAACAACUUCAUGGCCAGUGUUCGGGAGGUCAUUUUUGUAUAUUUCAGCAUAUAUACAACAAGUCGUCAAAUGAAAGCUGCAUUAGGUGAUUUGGUACCUCUAGGGCGCAGAAAGAGCCCAAAAUCACCGCUCAUAUAAUAACGGAUAAUAAGGGGCUUUUAACAAAUAUAGUAGCAUUUUUUUUUUUUUUAAACGGUUCAAAUUCCAGCAGAUUUAGCUAUUGGGUCUAUGUGCAUGAUUACAACCUGACCUGCUAGCUAACAGAUGCUAAUUUGUACAAUCAUUUCCACAUUAAAUUGCAGCAAUAGCAUUCAAUGAAAUAUUGCUUGAUGAAGUUUCAAAGUGUUUUUUAUAUUUUGUUAAUAUUGAUGCAACAAUAUUAGCUCCAGCUGGUGGUCCUGUCACAUCACUGCCAUUUAGCUGUAGAUCAAAGAACACAAAGCCCCCCCCCAUGUUAUGUUCAAAUGCCUAAAUUACUUUAUUCUUAAAUGAUUUGAUGUUGUUCAAAACGUACCCAACGCUGUCCGAGUUGGACCCGUGGAGUAAAGUCCUGCAGGUGUCAAAAAAUCCAACAGGUUGAAACAAAGAUUGUUUAAAAAUAUAUAUAAUUUGUGGUUAAUAUUGUGAUGUACGUGGAGAUUUACCUGCUUUACACCACUCUUCAUCAUGAAGUUAGAGGACUGGUUUCAAAUCUAUUGAUCCAGACUCUGAGUCGAACAUGAAUGCAAGUGAUACUUUGAGCAUUGGAUGUAGCUGUGUACCUCUCAAUCAAAGACCAUUAAAUGUACAAUGUUAAUAUUAUUGAUCCUAAAUGUUGGAAACUCAAGUGUUUGGUCCUUAUUUGUAUAUAAUGUCACACUCGGCAGAACAGAAACAAACAACAAAACGUGUGUAAAGUUUGAUUUAUUUUGUGAACUCUUAUUUAUGGGAUGUAUAGACUGUCAGUUUUGAUUGACAAUAAACUGUGUUUGCCAUGA
Messenger RNA from Trematomus bernacchii (emerald rockcod), 4408 nucleotides. Its product is annotated as nesprin-2-like. NCBI's taxonomy places the organism in Eukaryota, Metazoa, Chordata, Actinopteri, Perciformes, Nototheniidae. The record is from RefSeq and is a predicted model, not a curated record. Gene Ontology annotation, cellular component: membrane. Gene Ontology annotation, molecular function: protein binding.